AUGCUAGGGGGCUACUACCAUCCCUCUCUGUCCCCUGCAUCACGGCAUAUUGAGGCUGUCAAGUGUGUUUGGACGGUGGCUGCCCUACAGCUUGAAUACUCAAAAUUCUGGAACAUUCUGUCCUUCAUCUUCAGCGUUCAUGAGAUCAAUCAGAAUCCUAGGCUGUUGCCCAACAUUACUCUGGGCUACAACAUCUAUGAAACCUUGUCCAGUGAAAGACUGAUUUUUGAUGCCAUGGUUGAUCUGAUAUCUGCUGAAUGGAAGAACGUUCCCAACUAUCACUGUGGAGGUCAGAAUAACUCACUGGCUGUUCUUGAAGGAGGAACCUCUGACAUCUCUACCCACAUUUCCAACAUAUUGAGCAUCUACAAAAUCCCACAGAUCAGUUAUGGAUCUGAUAAGCAAAUCAAUGAGGAAAAAACUCAGCUACCAGUUUUCUACCUAAUAAACCCCGAAGAGAAGGCUUAUUUUCUGGGGGUUGUCAAACUGCUCCUGCAUUUUAGAUGGACAUGGAUUGGUUUGAUUGUUCCGGACACCGACGAUGGAAUGGAGUUCUCGAGAACCAUGAAAGCGUUGAUGACUAGUAAUGGUAUCUGUGUCGUCUUCUCACACAACAUCAAAGGAGAGACGGCAAUUUUCCAAAGCAUGAUCCUAGCAGUGGAUGAUAUAAUUUUCUCUCUGAGUCAGACAAAAGUUAAUGUGCUGGUUUUGUAUGGAGACUUUAACUUCCUGUUUUUUUUCAUGUACUUUAAGAAAACAAUUGAUAACAUCAUGGAUUCCAUAGCGGGAAAAGUUUGGGUCACAGUGUCUUUGCAGGUCAUCAGCGCGCAUCAUGAUAUGCACGGCUCUUUGUCUGUAAUCCAGACACGAAAGAGGCAAACACAUGACAACUCUGACACGCUUUUCAGUCGUAUGAAUCGGUUUGGGGAGGAAGCUUUUAAUUGUUCGUAUUCCAAAUAUGUGCGGUCUGCAAAAGGCCAGCAGAGAUGUGCCGAGAAGGAUAAACUGGAAGCUCCUACUCAAGAUGUGCUUGAAAGAGUCCUAUAUGAUGAAGGCCACAAUAUUUACAUUGGUCUCCAGGCUGUGGCUCGUGCCUUGCAUUCUGCAUACACAUCCAGGAAAGGUCCGCUGAAGGUGGGAGGUGGAGAAAGACUGGAACUUCAAAGGGUGCAGUCCUGGCAGCUUUAUCCUUUCCUGAGGAACCUCCAGCUUUACAAUACUUCUGUGGAGGAGAAUAGGGAUCCAUCAGCAAUCCUUGACAUCGUGAACUGGGUGGUGUUCCCCAACAAAUCCUGUGGUGGAGUGAAAGUCGGCAGCAUAGAGAGAAAAACAUUCACAUCCAGGAAGUUCUCCAUCGAUCAGGAUGCCAUUGUGUGGCCUCGGGGGUAUAAUCAGACCCUGCCCCAGUCCAGGUGUACCGAGAACUGUCAGUCAGGAUCCAUGAAGCUGAUUGGGAAAGAAAAGCCAGUUUGCUGCUACACUUGUGCUCCGUGUAAGGAAGGAACCAUCUCCGUUCAGGAAGAUGCAGACCGCUGCGACAAAUGUCCAGAAGAUCAGUAUCCAAACAAGGACCGGACUCAAUGUGUCCCCAAAAUUAUAACUUUCCUGUCCUAUCAAGAACCUUUGGGAAUCAGUUUAGUUUUCUUUGCCCUGCUGUUGGCCAUAAUGACAAGUUUUAUGCUGGGAAUCUUCAUCAAAUACCUGGAUACUCCAAUAGUCAAAGCCAACAACCGGGACCUCACCUACAUUCUCCUCGUCUCCCUCCUGCUUUCCUUUCUGUCCUCCCUUUUAUUCAUUGGGCAGCCAAGGAAGGUGACCUGCCUUCUCCGACAAACCACCUUCAGCAUCAUCUUCUCAGUUGCUGUCUCUUCUGUGUUGGCCAAAACCAUCACUGUGGUGGUGGCCUUUAUGGCGACUAAGCCGGGAAACAGGAUGAGGAAAUGGCUGGGAAGGAGCUUGGCAAACUCCAUUGUUCUUUCUUGUUCUGUUGUGCAAGUUGGCCUGUGCGUCAUCUGGCUUGGGAUCUCUCCCCCCUUCCCAGACUCUGACAUGCACUCCCAGCCUGGUCAGAUCACCCUGCAAUGCAAUGAAGGGUCUCUGGCCAUGUUUUAUGGUGCCCUGGGCUACAUGGGCUUCCUGGCAGCCAUCUCCUUUGUGGUGGCUUUCCUGGCCAGGAAGCUUCCAGGGGCCUUCAAUGAAGCCAAGCUGAUCACCUUCAGCAUGCUGGUCUUUUGCAGCGUAUGGGUGUCCUUUGUGCCCACAUACCUGAGCACAAAGGGGAAAUACAUGGUAGCCGUGCAGAUCUUCUCCAUCUUGGCUUCCAGUGCUGGAUUACUGGGCUGCAUCUUCUUCCUCAAAUGCUACAUUAUUGUAGUGAGACCUGAUCUGAAUACCAAGGAGCAUCUAAUGAUGAAAUCUGAGGGUGGCAUCUGA
Messenger RNA from Heteronotia binoei (common prickly gecko), 2433 nucleotides. Its product is annotated as vomeronasal type-2 receptor 26-like. The record is from RefSeq and is a predicted model, not a curated record. The transcript is spliced from 6 exons. Gene Ontology annotation, biological process: G protein-coupled receptor signaling pathway. Gene Ontology annotation, molecular function: G protein-coupled receptor activity. NCBI's taxonomy places the organism in Eukaryota, Metazoa, Chordata, Lepidosauria, Squamata, Gekkonidae. The coding region runs from base 1 to 2433 and encodes 810 amino acids. Gene Ontology annotation, cellular component: membrane.